Numida meleagris (helmeted guineafowl) is the source of this 1826-nucleotide messenger RNA. It is a transcript of the gene MAD2L2, whose product is annotated as mitotic arrest deficient 2 like 2. The record is from RefSeq and is a predicted model, not a curated record. The transcript is spliced from 9 exons. The coding region runs from base 720 to 1355 and encodes 211 amino acids. Lineage: Eukaryota; Metazoa; Chordata; Aves; Galliformes; Numididae. Gene Ontology annotation, cellular component: zeta DNA polymerase complex.
GGGGCUCUCUCGAGGUCGUGGGAGGGCAGCGGUGUGCCCGGGGGGAAGGAGGCCGAGGGCAGCCCGGCCCGUGUCGGCGUAGCGCCGCCGGCGGGAGCCAGGGGCCGUCCCUCUGUGCCGAGCUCUGACAGGAGGCGGUGGCGGGGUGAGCUCGGCCCUGCCCCAGGUCACAGCGAGGGGACCAGAGAGGAUGGCCUGACGUUGCACCAGGGGAGGUGCGGGGUGGGUGUUAGGAGGUUUGUUCUCAGCGGUGAUGCGCCCAGGGAGGCGCUGGAUGUGGCACUGAGGGACGUGGUCGGUGGGCACGGUGGGGUGGGUCGGGUCGGGCUGGGGGAUCCUGGAGCUCUUUUCCAGCUUUAAUGGUUCUAAGGUUUUACUUAACGAGAGGUAGAAGCUGUUACCUCCUUAUUUUGUGAAGUAAUUCUUCGGAGGUCUGACAACCACAGCUGGAGCAGCUUGGCAGUUGGUAACUAAGCAGCUGCUGGGAGUGCCCGGGGCUUGAGGCAGCUCCGUGCAAGGCAUCCGUGUUCCUGACGGACCUGGAGGCAUUGAGGACACGUUAGUGUUAGCCUGCAUGCACGUGGCGAGUAUGGAGAAAAUAACGAAACACGUGAAAAUCUGCAGUUAGCAAUUCCGUACGUUGCAGCCUAAAACAUGCACAAGAUUCCGACCUGUUGGGAUGCUGAGCUCCAGCUGCUUGAUUUUUGGUUCUGGGCAAGAUGACCACACUCACACGACAGGACCUUAAUUUUGGGCAAGUCGUUGCAGACGUUCUUUCAGAAUUUCUAGAAGUGGCCGUUCACCUUAUCUUAUACGUUAGAGAAGUUUACCCUAUCGGGAUCUUUCAGAAGAGGAAAAAAUACAACGUACCUGUGCAGAUGUCCUGCCACCCGGAGCUCAAUCAGUACAUCCAGGACACGUUGCACUGCGUAAAGCCACUGCUCGAGAAGAACGAUGUGGAGAAAGUUGUAGUUGUAAUCCUGGAUAAAGAGCACCACCCAGUGGAGAGAUUUGUCUUCGAAAUCACCCAGCCACCGCUCCUUUCCAUUAGUUCAGAGUCCUUGCUGUCCCACGUGGAGCAGUUACUGCGUGCCUUCAUCCUGAAGAUAAGUGUGUGUGAUGCUGUGCUCGACAACAAUCCCCCAGGCUGCACCUUCACAGUUCUGGUUCACACACGAGAGGCUGCUACACGCAACAUGGAGAAGAUCCAGGUGAUAAAGGAUUUCCCAUGGAUUCUUGCUGAUGAACAAGAUGUGCACAUGCAUGACCCCCGGCUUAUUCCACUGAAAACGAUGACAUCCGAUAUCUUAAAGAUGCAGCUGUAUGUAGAAGAACGAGCCCACAAAGGCACCUGAUUUCAGCUCUUCCUUUUCUUCAAGCCUCAUCCGAUCUUCCAGUGGAGUAAGAUCUUUCACAAACCAUACCUUGAUAGCCCAGUCUCUUCAGCUGGCCUUCUGGAUGAAUGUAGAGCAGCUGCUGCCUCUUUAUUUCAAGUGCUCUUACCAGUGUAUAUAGAACUGACUUGGAAUGUGGAGCCAGAGCCUGUUCCCAUGUACACUCAUGCGUGAGAGUGAGUAGAGGUCUCAUUACAGUGCAUCCCUGGGGGUAGGAUACAGCUGACUGCGUUCAGCUCCUUGUACAAAUCCAGUUCUUGCCUUAAACAGGACAUCUCCAUUGCACAUUGGUAGUGCUAAACAGGGAUCUGUUGUAUGCUCUGCUAGAGCAAUGGUCUUAGACCACGUGUGAGUGAGGCCUUACGUAGCAUCUGUCCACUGUGACCGUCCCAAGUAGUCUUCAAUAAAUAUCAAGUUUUACUCCAGUUGAAA